Messenger RNA from Thermothelomyces thermophilus ATCC 42464, 1326 nucleotides. RefSeq lists its product as uncharacterized. Gene Ontology annotation, molecular function: ubiquitin protein ligase activity; zinc ion binding. The record is from RefSeq and is a predicted model, not a curated record. NCBI's taxonomy places the organism in Eukaryota, Fungi, Ascomycota, Sordariomycetes, Sordariales, Chaetomiaceae. The transcript has a single exon. Bases 161 to 1003 code for a protein of 280 amino acids.
CCGAGAUGGAAUGGGCGAUGGCACAUCUGUUGACAACGGCCCGGAUCAGCCAACCAAAAAAGCACGUCUUGCCGUAAACUCUGCCGCCACUGCGCCCGAGGAAAAACGAUUACGCAGGCAUGUUCCUCUCCAACUCAACCAUCAUAGAAUACACUGACCAAUGCUGACCAAGCCAAACCUUACUCACAGAUACCGUCCUCAACCUCCCAAAUCCUUUCAUGACCUCUACUUGCGCGCCACAACCCAGCGCUUCUACGUCCUCUCUCGUGUCCGCCGUGGCAAGCGCCGCCCCUUGGCCACCUCGUCCUCCGGCCCGGACGGAGGAGCAGCUGAGGAGGAGCAGGAGGAGGAGGAGGAGCUGUCCGAGACCGUCGAGCUGACGGGGUCGACGGGCAACAUCUACACGGUGACCAUCUCCCGCCAGCCGACGUGCGACUGCCCGCACGCGCGAAAGGGCAACCAGUGUAAGCACGUCGUGUACGUGCUGGCACGCGUGCUGCGCGCCAAGUUUGAUUACGUCUAUCAGUUGGCGCUUCUAGGGUCCGAGGUGAGGGAGAUCCUGGACGGGGCGCCGCCGCCCUCGGGGGAGGGGGGUCCCGACAGUGAUGGUCGUGAGGAGGGAAAAGGGAAGCGGAAACCCGUGGAGGGAGAUUGUCCGAUUUGCUUCUGCGAGAUGGGGGAGAGUGAGGGCGCUGAGCCGGUGGUGUGGUGCCGAGCGGCCUGCGGACAGAACGUGCACAAGGCUUGCUUCGAGACCUGGGCGGCUACCAAGAGGAGGCAGGCUAGUAGUGGCGGCGACGAGGUGACGUGUCCAUAUUGUAGGAGCGCGUGGGAGGGAGACGAGGACAUGCUGAAGACGAUACGGAGGGAUGGGAAGCGGAAUGCGGAUGGCUAUAUCAACGUCGCUUCGCAGCUGGGGAUCAGCACACAGCGAGGUGAGUCUUCCCAGAAUAAUCUACGCAGUAAGUCAGCUCCAACUGCCAGAUUUCUGACAUUUGCCUAGACUACAGCACGUAUUCGAGAUGGUGGUCCGGUCACCCUGACAGCUAUCGCCGCCGGUAUUACUGAGAAACAAAGGAUGGGGCGUGCCGGUGUGGAUACUCCCGAGGAGGCAGCUCUGGCUGAAGACAGACUGCGCAAUGGCUGCAUAAAAUUUCCUUCCUAUAUAUUGAUGACCUCUUUUGGUAAGCGAUGCAUUAGGUGCUCGCACUCCGGUGCUUAUCUAAACGAAAGGGAGUGAGUUCAAGAAGAUCAAGUUGCAACGGCCGGUCUAUCAUGGGUAUAAUAGUUAUUCGACGGUUCUCGAGCCUAUUCUCCGCUCAGUUU